GCUGAUCGUACUGGACUUGGAGAGCGCAAUCAUGAUAUUCCCAUCUGUUGGAUAUGAACAAACGACAAGACUUCCGGCAUCGAAAGCACCUAUUGUUAGCGAGACCUUAUUGGAAGAUACAAACACCACCGAGCGGCCCUCUCGACCCCGACUUCCAGGACGUUCUCUAUCGCAUCGCAUCACUGACCUAAUUGACGAGGCCUUUCCGGUGCCGGAAGUUCUGGAAGACAACUUUGAAUAUCGGCUCUCGAGCGAAGACUGCGACAUCAUGAGCACUAUCAUGACGACCGAGGAUGGUCCGGCUCCGCCAGCAUAUACAACACUUCAGGAGCCGCCGAAAUAUAAUGCUGUUGGAAGUCUUGCCGAUCAACUUCCCGAAUCGUUCUCCCUACCAAUCGAGUACGAUCGCAUGUCAAUGAGCUCUACCAAUUCCAACCAUCGAUACCACACAUAUCACGAUCUCGUACUUCUAGCUCCGACGAUGUCAUUCGAUGACUUCCUUCGAAAAGUGGAGCAGAAAGCUACCGCGUACAUCAUGUUCGAACGCAUUUCGAAGCGACUCCUACCUGAUGAGAAGGUCGUAUGUGUGCCAGAGGUCAGAUGGCGGACAUCCAAGCGAGGAUUCCUCAAGCGAUCCAAAGUCGUGAAGAAUACAGUCGAAGCUCAAGACUGGCCGGCAGUUGUGUCAGUCUUACAGAAUAGACCAGGAGAGGUGGAGCUGAAAGUAAAAUUUUGGACGGAGCGGCCGGAUUCACUUAUGAACACGCCUAGGAAAGAGCGUAGCGCGGUAACCGAUGUCGGUGUUGAUCCUGCAGCAGCUGCGAACACUAUGAUUGUAUAAGGUAGCUUGGUGUGGGCAUCGUGAGCUAGGUAGGCAUGUGGCAUGCAGACAGUAGUUCUGUUGUACCUAUUCAAUCUCACAGUCGUCGUCAACUCUCUUGACAACGUUUUCUCUGCAAGCUCAGCAAUCUUGCAGGCACACAUUUACUCCCGUUGCCGAGGGAAUCUUUCCAGACGACUCUAUCGCCCAGAAGAGUGCUGACCCUUCGCUCCACUCGCAGCCAUUGGUCGAUCCUCAUCAUGCGAUACACCAUUAGUGUGCACCUGUCGUUGCUGCUUCUUUUGCCAUUGGCUUUGCAAGUGCAUUGUGAAAGGACGGCCGAUAUGUGCCAGAAUGACACAGAAGAAGGUAGCGCAGAAAUGCCAGAGGAAUACGAUGGUGGUGCCGAUGCCCCAGGGGGCAAAGAAUUGGAAGAACUGGUCCACUUGGUACAAGUCGUUCUGGGAUUGAAUAUAGUAUUUCCGUGACCCAGGUUUGCGAGUGAGCUGGAGGACGGUGGUAAGAUUGACAGGGCUCCUGUGGAAUGGGAUGAACCAGAUGCUGAAGACUUGGCUGAUAUUGACGUAUAAGACCAAGUUUUCCUCGUCAUAUGCUACUCCAUUCACGUUGAGCAGGAUUGUGGGGCUCAUGAUUUUAUACCAUUGAAAGAUCUGAAGGAUGAGCCAUCUCGAGCCCUCGAAGCUGCCCGUCCGACAGAAGGGAUGGGUGAAGCUGGCGUCAGUAGUGAAGUAGUCUUCAAUGGCGUCCUUUUGCUGCUUUGGUGAGCCCUGCGUGAGUCGAUGCACGACGCUUCUGAUGUCUGCGAUGGGAUCGUCCAUUCUCC
Messenger RNA from Sphaerulina musiva SO2202, 1664 nucleotides. RefSeq lists its product as uncharacterized. The record is from RefSeq and is a predicted model, not a curated record. The transcript has 4 exons. Bases 32 to 841 code for a protein of 269 amino acids. Lineage: Eukaryota; Fungi; Ascomycota; Dothideomycetes; Mycosphaerellales; Mycosphaerellaceae.